CUCCGCGGGCGUAACGCGAAAACGCAUCCUGACCCGUGGACGUUGCCCCUGGUUUGUAGUGGGUUGUAAUCGCGAUGUUCUGUGGCUGAAUUUCCUAGAUUGCUUAUAGGCGCGGCUGUGGCUUCCAGGUGGCUUUAUUUAGCUCUCUUGACAUCUAGACGGUACAUCAAACUGCCAGGCGAUGUUGAUGCGCGCCGUGUUCAAGACGUUCGGCUGGCUCCAGAGCUGGCGCCUGCAGCCGGGCCUGACACCGCUGCCGGGCAUCGCUCAGCUCUCUGACGCCGUCACCCGCGUGCUCGCCUGCAACCCCAGUCCGAUGACGCUGCAGGGAACCAACACCUACUUGGUCGGCACAGGCAGACGGCGGAUCCUCGUGGACACGGGCAGCGCGUCGGUGCCGGAGUACGUGGAUCGGCUCGAGCGGGUGCUUCGCGAGGCGGACGCCGAACUGCAGGAGGUCGUGCUCACCCACUGGCACCCGGACCAUGUGGGCGGGCUGGCCGACAUCCGGCGCCGGCUCGGAGCAUGGGAGGAGUGCAAUGCCCUCAUCUGUGUGGACACGUGCCAGGCUCGCAAGUUCCCGCGCCCGGAGGCGGCGGAAACGCCCGGUGUGACGCUGCUCAGUGACGGCGACGUCAUCAGCACAGAGGGCGCCACACUCCGUGUGGUGGUGCACACGCCCGGCCACUGCACGGACCACGUGGUGCUGAUGAUGAGCGAGGGCGGCGUCCUGUUCAGCGGCGACUGGGUCCUUGGCGAGACGACGGCGGUGUUCGAGGACCUGGCCGACUACAUGGCCUCGCUGCAGCGGCUGCUGGAGAUGGCGCCCCGCGUCAUAUACCCCGGCCAUGGACCUGUCGUGGAGAAUACCAAUGUAUCGAUUUUGAACGUCUCUUCAUCUAUCGGCGAGGAGUAA
Molecule: messenger RNA, 916 nt
Organism: Pollicipes pollicipes
Lineage: Eukaryota; Metazoa; Arthropoda; Thecostraca; Pollicipedomorpha; Pollicipedidae
Product: endoribonuclease LACTB2-like
Cellular component (GO): mitochondrial matrix
Molecular function (GO): single-stranded RNA binding; RNA endonuclease activity
Source: RefSeq, a predicted model, not a curated record